Messenger RNA from Vicia villosa (hairy vetch), 1089 nucleotides. RefSeq names its product F-box/kelch-repeat protein At3g23880-like. Bases 1 to 1089 code for a protein of 362 amino acids. The record is from RefSeq and is a predicted model, not a curated record. Gene Ontology annotation, molecular function: protein binding. NCBI's taxonomy places the organism in Eukaryota, Viridiplantae, Streptophyta, Magnoliopsida, Fabales, Fabaceae. The transcript has a single exon.
AUGAAUCUCCUUCCUCCCAACGUCUCACCGUCGCCGGUAUUCCUCCCGGAAGAACUUGUCGCCGAAGUGCUUUCCUUUCUUCCGGUCAAAACACUCCUUCGACUGAGAUGUGUCAGUAAGUUAUGGAAGUCACUCAUCUCUCAUCCCACCUUUGUCAGACAACACCUUAAUCGAUCCGCCGGGAAUGCGGACCUCACACUUGUAUCUUCUUUUCUGGGUCUGAUAUAUUUCAAAACUUUUCCUUUGUUGGAUCCAAUCACUAUGACUCUUCCCAAUGAUCCUUACCAUCAAUCGAAUGAUAUUGACGGCUUCAAUAUUGUUGGUUCCUGCAAUGGUUUGCUCUGCUUGUUAAGUUUCUCUUACAUUGGGCAUAAAGAUAUGUAUCUUCGUUUUUGGAAUCCUGCCACGAGAAUAAUAUCAGAAAAAUUAGGGUAUUUUAGUGAUCAUACGGACCCAUACCAUCCUCGUAAUUUGACAUUUGGUUAUGAUCAUUCAACUGAUACUUAUAAGGUUGUCUGUUUCAUUCCAAAUACAAGAGAGGUUAGAGUUUUUAGUCUUGGCCAUAAUGCUUGGAGAAAUAUUCAAAAUUCUCCUUUGGAUCAUUAUUAUAGGAUGAAUAUUGUUAAUUUGAAUGGUAGAGUUAUUUGGUUGGAAAUUCAUAAUGACACUGGUUUAGGGCCAAUUAUAUCACUUGAUUUGAGCACAGAGACACAUACUCGGUUUCUACCACCUGACGGUUUUGACGAAGGACUACUUAUUGAAUCAAAACUAAGUGUGUUAAAUGAUUGUCUUUGUUUUUCCCAUGAUCUCAAACUAACUGAGUUAGUUAUAUGGCAAAUGAAAGAGUUUGGAGUUGAAGACUCUUGGACUCAAAUCUUUAAAAUUAGUUAUGAUAUUUUAGAUAUAAAUGAAAUUUUUCUGUUGUUGCCGUUAUGCCUUUUGAAGAAGAAUGAUACACUAAUAUUGACAGACAAAUUUCUAAGUCAGUUUGUUCUCUAUAAUUGGAGAGAUGAUAGAGCAAAAAGCAUCCCUAAAUCUUGGCCGUUGAAUUCCAAGAUUUAUGUUGAAAGUUUGGUUUGGUAUGGUUGA